This is a messenger RNA of Onychostruthus taczanowskii (white-rumped snowfinch), 3445 nucleotides long. Its product is annotated as SH3 domain-binding protein 5-like. The coding region runs from base 136 to 537 and encodes 133 amino acids. The record is from RefSeq and is a predicted model, not a curated record. Gene Ontology annotation, biological process: intracellular signal transduction; negative regulation of protein tyrosine kinase activity. The transcript has 3 exons. NCBI's taxonomy places the organism in Eukaryota, Metazoa, Chordata, Aves, Passeriformes, Passeridae. Gene Ontology annotation, cellular component: cytoplasm. Gene Ontology annotation, molecular function: protein kinase inhibitor activity.
CCCCACCCCACCCACCAAACUCCACCCAACCCACCGGGAACGUGUCCCGAAAUUCCCAGAAUUGCCGGGGUUCCGUCGUUGCAGGCGCAGCAGGAGACGCAGCGGGCGGCGCUGCGCUACGAGCGGGCGGUGGGGAUGCACAACGCGGCGCGGGAGAUGGUCUUCGUGGCCGAGCAGGGCAUGGGCACCGGCAAGAACCGCCUGGACCCCACCUGGCAGGAGAUGCUCAACCACGCCACCAGGAAGGUGAACGAGGCGGAGCAGGAGCGGCUCUGGAGCGAGCGGGAGCACCAGCGGGUGACGCGGCUGUGCCAGGAGGCCGAGGCCGAGGUGCAGCGGCUGCAGAAAUCCCUGCGGCGCGACAUCGCCCGCAGCCGGCCCUACUUCGAGCUCAAGGCCCAGUUCAACCAGAGGCUCGAGAUUUUCACCGAUUUUCACCGAAUUUUCACCGAUUUUCACCCGGAUUUUUGGACAUUCCACGGAUUUUCACGGAUUCCCUCCUUUUCCCCCUUCUCCAGGAGCACAAAUCCCGGGUGAAUUCCCUGGAGUCGGCCGUGUCCCAGGCCAAGCUGCGCUACUCGGUGGCGCUGCGGAACCUGGAGCAGAUCAGCGAGGAGAUCCACGCCCGCAGGUUCCAGAGGAUCCUCCGGAAAAAAAAACUCCGGGAAAACCCCCUGGGAGCCGAGGGCGGCCCCGGGAACCCCGAAAUCCCCGGAAUUCCCAGAGAAAGCCACGGAAUUCCCGGAGAAAGCCGUGGAAUUCCCGGCGGAAACCCCAAAGUCAGCGGAGGAAUCCCCGGAAUUCCGAGAGAAGAUUCCAAAAUCCGCGGAGAAAUCCCCGGAAUUCCGAGAGAAAACCACGGAAUUCCCGGAGAAAUCCCCGGAAUUCCGAGAGAAAACCACGGAAUUCCUGGAGAAAUCCCCGGAAUUCCGAGAGAAAACCACAGAAUUCCCAGAGAAAUCCCCGGAAUUCCAAGAGAAAACUGUGGAAUUCCUGGAGAAAUUCCUGGAGAAACCCCCGGAAUUUCAAGAGAAAACCCUGAAGUCCACGGAAUUCCCGGAGAAAUUCCUGGAAUUCCAAUAGAAAACCACAGAAUUCCCAGAGAAAUCCCCGGAAUUCCUGGAGAAAUCCCUGGAAAUCUCGGAAUUCCCGGUGAAAAUCCCAAAACUCCUGGCGAAAAUCCUGGAUUUUCCCCUGAAAUCUCGGCUGGAAUCGGAAGAAUUCCCAGAAUUCCAGGCCAAAAUCUUGGAAUUCCGACUGAAAUUCCUGAUAAUCCUGGAAAUCCCAGAGAAAUCCCGGCCGGAACGAACAGAAUUCCUGGAAUUCCGAGAGAAAAUCCCGGAAUUCCCAGCGAAAAUCUUGGAAUUCCUGGUGAAAUCGGAAUGGGCAGAAUUCCCAGAGAAAUUCCCAGAGAAUUCCCGGCUGGAAUGGGCAGAAUUCCGAGAGAAAGCCUUGAAAUUCCCGGAAUUCUGAGAGAAAUUCCUGGAAUUCCGAGAGAAAACCCCGGAAAUUUCAGCGAAAAUCCCGGAAAUUUCAGCUCGGUCUCCUCGGCAACGUGCGGAAUUCCAAGAGAAAUUCUUGGAAUUCCCGGCGAAAACCCCAAAAAUUUCGGCGCGAUCUCCUCGGGAACGUGCGGAAUUCCCGGAAUUCCGUCGGAAACGCCCGGAAUUCCGCGGGAAAUCUCCACCUCCGGGGAUUCUCUGUCGCUGCUGAGCCUGCAGACCAUCGCCUCGGACCUGCAGAAGUUCGACUCCGUGGAACAUUUGUCGGGAAUUCCGGGAAUUUCGGGAAUUCCGGACGCGCUGAGCCUGCACAGCGAGGAGCUGGGGGAGGGGCGGGAGAGGCCGAGGGGUUUCCGGCACCAUCGGAGCGUCAGCCUGUGAGGGGAUGGUGGGAAAUUUGGGAAUUCUGAGGGGGAAAAUCCCGAGGAAUCCUGAGAAAUCCCAAAAAAUUCCGAGGAAAUCCUGAGAAAUUUGAAGGGAAUCCCAAAAAGUCACAAGCAAAUCCCGUAAAAUGCUGGGAAAUUCCGAGGGGAUCCCAAAAUAUCCUGUGGAAAUUCCAAAGAAAUCCCAAAAAAAAUCCAAGGAAAUUCCCAAGAAAAUCCCACAAAACCCAAAAAGUCCUGAAAAACCCCAAGGAAAUCCCAAAAUGUCCCAAAGAAAUCCCAUAAAAUCCCAAAAAAUCCCAAGGAAAUCCCGAAAAAUUCCAAGGUAAUCCCCAAAAAAUCCAAGGAAAUCCCGAAAAUUUUGAGAAAUCCCAAGGAAAUCCCAUAAAAUUCCAAAGGAAAUCCCAGGAAAAUCCCAAAAAGUCCCAAAAAAUUCCAAAGGAAAUCCCAAGAAAUCCCAUAAAAUUCCAAAGACAUUCCAAAGAAGUGCUGAAAAAUCCCACAAAUCCCCAGGGAGAUCCCAAAAAAAAGUGAAAAAUUCCCAAAAAAAGCCACAAAAUUCCCAUGAAAUCCGAAAAAAUUCUCACAAAAUCCUCAGGAAUCCCAAAAAUUGCAAAAAAAAUCCCACAAAAAUCUCCAAAAAAUUCCCCAAAAAAUCCCCCCCAGAAAUCCCAGGAAAUUCCUGGAGGAGAUUUUGGGAAUAAAUCUCUGGAAUUUUGGGGAUAAAUCCUUGGAAUUUGGGAUUUUUUUGGGAAUAAAUCCCUGGAAUUUUGGGGAUUUUUAGGUUUAAAUCCCUGGAAUUUAGGAUUUUGGGAGGGGGGGGAGGGAUAAAUCCUUGGAAUUUGGGAUUUUUUUGGGAAUAAAUCCCUGGAAUUUUGGGGAUUUUUAGGUUUAAAUCCCUGGAAUUUAGGAUUUUGGGAGGGGGGGGAGGGAUAAAUCCUUGGAAUUUGGGGAAUAAACCACUGAAAUUUGGGACUAAACCCCUGGAAUUUGGGAAUAAAUUCUGAAUUUUGGGAUUUUUUGAGAAUAAAUCCCUGAAAUUUGGGAUUUUUUGAGAAUAAAUCCCCGAAAUUUGGGAUUUUUUGGGGAAAAAAAUCCCUGAAAUAUGAAAUUCUUGGGAUUAAACCCUGGAAUUUGGGGAUAAAUCCUUGGAAUUUGGGGUUUUUUUGGGAACAAGUCCUUGAAAUUUGGGAUUUUUUGGGACUAAUCCCCUGAAAUUUGGGGAUCUUGGGACUCCCACCUCCCAAAAUCCCAAUUUCCCCCCAGAAUUCCCAAUUUUUUUUUUUUGGGAUAAUUCCCCUUUCCCAAAAUGGCGCCAAGAGCCCAAUUGCACUAAAGGGGGGGUCUUGGAAUUUUUGGGAAUUUUGGGAAUAUUUGGGGGUGGGGCUGUGAUGAGAACCCCCCUGGUUCGAGGCAGCCCCGGAAAUUUCCACGAAUUUCAUCCAAAAAUUCCCAAAAAAUCCUCCAGGAAUUCCGGGAAAAUUCAGGAAUUUGGGAAUUUUGGGGGGGGAAAAAAUCCCGGAAAAAUGUUGAUAUCAAUAAAAUUCCUUCUUGUUGUAA